UGCGACAAACCUUAAAUGGCAACGGACUACUCGGAUACUUCGCCUGUGGUGCUUACCACGCAUGGUGAGGUGCGUGGCGCGUUACUCACCAGUCUCUUUGAUGAGCUCUACUAUAGCUUCGAUGGCAUUCCCUACGCCCAGCCGCCAUUGGGUGAGCUGCGCUUUAGAGCUCCGCAGAAUGCGGAGUCUUGGCUGGGCGUACGCGACUGUACCGAGCCGAGGGACAAGUGCCUGCAAGUGGCCAGCUUAACAAAGCAGGUUGAGGGUAGCGAGGACUGCCUGUAUCUAAAUAUAGCCGUGAAAAGCCUAACCAGCAAAAAGCCGUUGCCAGUGAUGGUUUAUGUGCAUGGCGGUGCCUUUAAGAGUGGGGAUCCGACAAGGCGCUUCUUUUCACCUGAUUAUUUCAUGCGCGAGCAGGUGAUCUACAUCAGCAUUGGCUAUCGAUUGGGUCCAUUUGGUUUCAUGAGCUUUUCGGAUCCGUCGCUGGGCAUACCCGGCAACGCGGGCAUAAAGGAUAUUGUGCUGGCCCUUAAGUGGAUAAGGGCCAAUGUGCGCAGCUUCAAUGGCGAUGCGAAUAACAUUACGCUAUUCGGCCACAGUUCGGGCAGCUGUCUGGUGCACCUGCUGAUGGUGAGCCCGCUGGCGGAAGGACUCUUCGACAAGGCGAUACUUUUGGCUGGUUUCCAUCCGGAUACAUGCAAUCGGCCCAACGUGGAGUACGAGCUGGCCAAGCAUUUGGGCUAUGAGGGCGCCAACAACGAUGUCCAAGUAUGGCACUAUCUAAAUGCUGCAGAUCCCAAACUUUUGGCCAAGACGGACUUUCGACAGCUAUAUGAACGCCUGCAAAGCUCUGGGUUACCUCUUUUUAUGCCCCGAGUGGAGCCCUAUGCCACACAGGGUGCUGUGCUGUUGGAUGAGCCGCGGAUAUUGCAGCGCAGCGCAUGGAGCAAUCGCCUGCCGAUCAUCAUUGGCAGCACCAGCAACGAGGAUUUGUUUAGUAGUACAUGCGAUAUGACAAAGGAUGCAGCAGUGCUGAAAGCUUGCCAGGAGCGUCCGGAGUUCAUGCUGCCGUAUUCCAUACUCCGGCGCUGCGAGCCCAGCGCGUGUCGCCACCUGGGACAGACGCUGGUGAAGAAGUUUUGUGGCGUGCACAGUUCGGAUCUGAACGUAUCGCAUGCCUCAGGCAUAUCUGAGAUCUUCGCGCUCAACCUGUUGCACUAUCAGCAGCGUCUGAUUAGCGCCCGGCUGGCCUAUAGCCAGGCCGAGAAUUACCUGUAUCGCUUCGACUUUGAUUCACCUGAUUUCAAUCUAUAUCGCAUACGCUAUUGGGGACCCGAAAGGCGUGGCCUUCAUCAUGCCGAUGAGUUGUGCUAUAUAUUUAAGUUGCCCGGCACCUUCAAGCUGGACAAAUCAAGAGCGGAAUACAUAACCCUGUGUCGCAUGAUUGCCAUGUUUACAGAAUUCGCCCGCAGAUCCAAUCCGAAUGCGCCACUCAUCCAGUCAUUGGUCGACUGGCAGCCGGUCUCACAGAAUGAACCCACAAUGUGUCUGAAUAUCAAUGAGGAACUCAAGUUCAUUGCACAGCCGGAGCGUUUGAAGUUAAUGUUUUACGAACAAUUGUACAGAAAUGCUACUUUGCGACGUUCUUUUGAUUUACUCGAUGUUCAGUUGACAAGCGGCACGCGAGCAGAGCGGACGACCGAGCGAUUGUUUAGCAUCAUGUCAGAGAGCCUGGAGACUUGUGAGAUUGAACUGCCCGUGGGCCAGAUAAGGGGCGUUAAACGUCGCACUCUCUACGAUGACGAUUACUUCAGCUUCGAGUGUUUGCCUUUUGCCCAACCGCCGCUGGGCGAGCUGCGCUUCAAGGCGCCAUUGCCGGCAAAACCCUGGUCCGGUGUACUGGAUUGCACCCACUUUGCCGAGAAGCCUGUGCAGAAGGCCAUGUUAACUGGUGUCAUCGAGGGCAGCGAGGAUUGUCUCUACCUGAAUGUGUACGCCAAGCAGCUUAAGACGGCAAAACCCCUGCCUGUUAUGGUUUAUAUAUACGGUGGUGCAUUUUCCAUAGGCGAGGCCACCCGGGAGCUGUAUGCGCCGGAUUAUUUUAUGGCUAAAGAUGUCGUUCUAGUAACGCUCAACUAUCGCGUUGAUUGUCUGGGUUUUCUCAGUCUGAAAGACCCCAGCUUAGAGGUGCCUGGUAAUGCUGGACUCAAGGAUCAGGUUCUAGCUCUCAAAUGGGUCAAGCAAUAUAUUUCCCAUUUCAAUGGCGAUGUAAACAACAUAACGGUAUUUGGCGAGAGCGCCGGCGGCUGCUCCACCCACUAUAUGAUGUGCACAGAGCAGACGCGUGGACUCUUCCACAAGGCCAUACCCAUGUCGGGCACCCUGCACAAUUACUGGUCAAAUACGCCUCCCGCAGAUUUCGCCUAUCGGCUAGCUAAGGCGCAUGGCUAUGAGGGCGAAAACAUUGAUCGCCUGGUGUUGGAACAUUUGCGGGGCGUGGCGCCACAUCAGCUGGUUAAUCACAGCCUGCUCACCGCCGAGGAUCGACGCAAUGGCCUCAUCUAUGCUUUUGGGCCCACCGUGGAGCCGUACAUCAUGCCGGACUGCGUGGCGCCCAAGCGGCAGCUGGAAAUGGCACGCGAGGCGUGGAGCAAUGAGCUGCCCGUCAUGAUGGGCGGUGUCUCCUUCGAGGGCCUGUUCAUGUAUCCAGCUCUGAAAGCCAAUCUCAAGGGCUUGGAUACCUUGCCGCAGGAUCCGUUGCGUAUAAUUCCUUACGAAGUGCUUUUGCUCAAUACGAAACAGCAGAAUUUGGAGUUCAGCAACAAGCUGAUAAAAUUGUACUUUGGUGAUGCUAGACCCAGUUCAGAGCACAUCAUGAAUUUUUUGGACUACUAUUCCUAUAAGAUCUUUUGGCAUGGCUUCCAUCGCACUUUGCAAGCCCGUCUGGCCUAUGCCAAGGCGCCCACCUAUUACUAUCGCUUCGACUUUGAUUCGCCAGAUUUCAAUUUCUAUCGCAAGAAGUUUUGUGGCGAUGACAUUAAGAAGGGCGUUGCCCAUGCGGAUGAGCUGAGCUAUUUGUUCCGCAACUCGCAGUCCUGGAAACUGGACAAAGCAUCGGGAGAAUAUCGCACCAUACAGCGCCUGGUGGAAAUUUGGACAUCCUUUGCGGCCACCUCCAAUCCCAAUUGCGCCGAAACCGCGCAUCUGAACUGGCAGCCCGCGCAGCAGGAGCUGCCACAGCGUGUGCUCAACAUUGACAAUGAGGUGAAGAUCAUCGAUCAGCCCGAGCACGAGAAGCUGCUCGUCUGGGAUAGCCUAUAUAAAAAGGAGCAAUUAUUUUAGGUUUGCUCCAACUCUUGCCCUGAGAGUGUUGUAGCCACAUGUAAAUAAAUCGUAU
Drosophila novamexicana is the source of this 3397-nucleotide messenger RNA. RefSeq lists its product as uncharacterized. The coding region runs from base 16 to 3342 and encodes 1108 amino acids. Lineage: Eukaryota; Metazoa; Arthropoda; Insecta; Diptera; Drosophilidae. The record is from RefSeq and is a predicted model, not a curated record. The transcript has 9 exons.